Gekko japonicus is the source of this 344-nucleotide messenger RNA. Its product is annotated as sodium bicarbonate cotransporter 3-like. Lineage: Eukaryota; Metazoa; Chordata; Lepidosauria; Squamata; Gekkonidae. The transcript is spliced from 4 exons. Bases 27 to 344 code for a protein of 105 amino acids. The record is from RefSeq and is a predicted model, not a curated record.
CAUUUUAUCUCGUCUUCUGCAACAGCAUGGAAAGAAAACACAUAGACAACGAGCUUUUACCUGGUCAUGAUGAAGAAGCUGUUGUGGAUACAGGCAAAAUCAGCUCCACCAUCAACACAAAUUUUGAGAAAGAGGAACUAGAAAGUCACAGAGCUGUGUAUAUAGGUGUCCACGUUCCUUUUGGAAAGCAAGGCCGACGGCGUCACAGGCACCGUGGACAUAAACAUCAUAGACGAAGAAAAGAAAAGGAAACUGAUAGAGAAGAUGGGCGAGAAUCUCCAUCCUAUGGACCCAAUGUGCAUGAUCUCUUGGAGGAUGGCUUGCCUGGGGGAACCCAUGGAUGA